This is a messenger RNA of Penicillium atrosanguineum, 666 nucleotides long. RefSeq lists its product as uncharacterized. The coding region runs from base 1 to 666 and encodes 221 amino acids. The record is from RefSeq and is a predicted model, not a curated record. The transcript is spliced from 3 exons. Lineage: Eukaryota; Fungi; Ascomycota; Eurotiomycetes; Eurotiales; Aspergillaceae.
AUGUCGCCACCGCCAUCAACCUGCGAUAUCCGGAUGAUAGGAAGCGGCAACGCAGGCUUCUCCGCUGCCCUCUCAGCAACCCAGCCCAACCCAACCGUCCAUAUAAUGAUAAUCGGCAAAGGCCAGGCCACCUUGGCUGGUGGCAACAUCUACUUCACAGCAGGAGCCUUUCACACCACGCACAGAGGCCUAUCAGACCUUCUCCCGCUGGUGAACAACGCUCCACCCGAGCUAGCCGGUCGUAUUGAUAUACCGACUUUGUCUUUCAGCCGACAAGCAUACGAAGUCGACGGCAGAUUCAAGUUCUGGGGUGGUCUCGCUCUCAGAACAGAAGAUGGAGGGAAAGGUCUUGUACAAGUAUUCUUCAAUACAGCAGCCAACGCCCUCCUCACAGAUCCACAAACCGGCACUAUAACAGGCGUCGAAGCUGUAAGGGUUACUUCUGGUAUCACUUUUACGUUUGGUGGCUUGGCUGUGAACCCUGAGACGGCGGCUAUGGUUUCUGGGACUACCGGGGCUGAGGUUCCAGGGUUGUACUGCGUCGGGGAGAUGCUUGGUGGUAUCUUUUAUGAUAACUAUCCCGGUGGCAGCGGGUUGACUUCCGGUACUGUGUUUGGUCGUUGGGCUGGACGAACUGCUGCUGAGGGAGUCGCAUACGAGGAAUAG